UUCUGUAGUAUUUGGGAUUUCCUAGGACAGUUGAUCAUGUUUUUACAUAAAAAACUAACUCCCUGCAGUCUUAAACUGUCGAAGCUAGAAACCAAGAAUUUGGUAAAGACUGUGAAAAAACUCUCAUGAGAAUUGUCACAUGAGUUGAAACCUUUCCAAUUAUUAUACUUUAGAGUCACUGAGAAACAUGCUGCAAUGUACAUCUGGAACAAACACACAGUCAAAGAUUAGUUCAUGUUCACUUGAAUCAGCACAUGAUUGAUAGAACUUGUGUAUAAGCAGCUCAUGGGUCAGGAAGUACUACAGUAGACUUCAUUUUGCACAGGACAACAUGAGGCUCUUUCUAGCUGUCUUUACACUUUUGCUCGCAGUUUAUUGCAAGGGAGACCAAGUUCUUAGAAUCCAUGCAGAAACCAAGGGUCACCUUGAGGUUUUAAACGAGUUGAAACAGAAUCGGGGACUGGAUUUCUGGACCCAUGGCAUCUCUACCGAUCUGCCUAUUGACGUUCGUGUACCUCAUCUCAGUCUGUAUGCUGUCAAAAACUUGCUCAGUGCAAACAAGAUCCCCUUCACAGUCAUGAUAAACAACGUGCAGGAACUUCUGGAGAAGGAGAAAGCAGAGAUGAUGAGUAACACAGCGAUGGAGCGCAGGACCAACAGCUUCAAAUUUGAUGCUUAUCACACCCUGGAUGAAAUUAACAGUUGGAUGGACACUCUUGUUGCCAAUCACUCUAAUGUCGUGUCUAAAGUGCACAUCGGCAACUCUUAUGAGAACCGCCCCUUGUAUGCCCUUAAGUUUAGCACAGGUGGAGAGAAUAAACCAGCGAUUUGGAUUGAUGCUGGAAUUCACUCUAGGGAGUGGAUUUCCCAUGCAACUGCAGUGUGGAUUGCCAACCAGAUUGCCACAGACUAUGCAAGUAACCGUGCCCCUGUCCCAAAAAUCCUUGGUAUAAUGGAUAUCUACCUGUUGAUUGUGGCUAACCCUGAUGGAUAUGUCUUCACCCACAAGUCCUCAUCCUCAUUUUAUCGUUUGUGGCGUAAAAACCGCUCUGUGACCUCUGACCCCAAAUGCUUUGGAGUUGACCUCAAUCGGAACUGGGAUGCAGCAUUUGGUGGCCCUGGAGCCAGUGAUAAGCCCUGUGACGAAGACUAUCGCGGCCCUUCUGCUAAUUCUGAGAUUGAAGUGAAAAAUAUCGCCAACUUGAUUGAGAGUCACGGCAACUUUAAAUCUUUCAUUACCCUACACUCAUACAAACAGCUUCUGAUGUAUCCCUACAGUAACACUGGAACAAACCCUCCCGACCAGAUUGAACUUGACAGUAUCGCCGUAUCUGCAAGCAAAGCUCUCAACUCCUGGCAUGGCACCGUCUACAAAGUUGGCAGUAUUUUUAACACUAUUGAACAAGCUAGUGGUUCAAGUGUUGACUGGGCUUACAAUCGUGGCAUCAAAUAUUCCUUUGCUUUUGAGUUGCGUGACACCGGCGAAUUUGGAUUCCUCUUGCCUGCCGAUCAGAUUCUUUCAACUUCAAAAGAGACCUGGCUUGCUAUCAAAUACAUUAUGGAAUAUGCUUUGUAUAAGAACAACUCAGCAAAGAAAGGAAGUCACAUAGAUCAUUUGCAGGAACAGGAGAACAUGAGGCUCUUUCUAGCUGUUUUUGCACUGGUUGCAGUUCACUGUGAGGAACUCUUUAAUGGAGACCAAGUUCUCAGAAUCCGUGCGGAAACCAAGGAUCACCUUAAGGCUUUGAUAGAGCUGGAAGGAGAUGUGCAUCAGGGGCUGGAUUUCUGGACCCAUGGGCUCUCUACCGACCUGCCAGUUGACGUCCGUGUGCCUCGUGCCAGUCUGUACGCUGUUAAAGACUUCCUUACUUUAAACAAGAUCCCUUUCACAGUCAUGGUCAACAACGUGCAGGAACUUCUGGAUAAGGAGAAAGCUGAGAUGGUGAGAAGCGCAGCGAUGGAGCGCAGUACCAAGAGCUUCGACUUUGGUGCUUACCACACCCUGGAUGAAAUUUACAGUUUCAUGGACAGCCUUGUUGCAAGUCACCCAAACCUGGUCUCCAAAGUGCAGAUCGGCAACUCUUAUGAGAAUCGCCCUAUGUAUGCUCUCAAGUUCAGCACUGGUGGUGUGAAUCGACCAGCAAUCUGGGUUGAUUCAGGAAUCCACUCCAGAGAAUGGGUCAGUCUGGCUUCUUUAGUGUGGAUUGCCAACAAGAUUGCUACAGACUAUAGUGUCGAUGCCUCCGUCACUGCUCUUCUUGGUCAAAUGGACAUCUUCUUGAUGAUUGCAACCAACCCUGACGGAUACGUAUUUACUCAUACCAGUAACCGUAUGUGGCGUAAGACUCGUUCUGUGAAUUCUGGCUCCUCCUGCAUUGGUGUUGACCCAAACAGAAAUUGGGACGCUGGCUUUGGAGGGGUUGGUGCCAGCAAUAAUCCCUGCUCUGACUCUUACCAUGGCCCUUAUGCCAACUCUGAGAUUGAAGUGAAAAACGUUGUGGACCUUGUCAAUGGCCAUGGCAACUUCAAAUCCUUCAUCUCCAUUCACUCUUACUCCCAACUCUUAAUGUAUCCCCAUGGCUACACUUGCACAGAUAUUCCUGACCAGCCUGAGCUUCACACUGUAGGCACCAGUGCUGCCAAUGCACUCACCUCUCUGUAUAACACCAAAUAUCAAGUUGGAAGCAUCUGCAAUAUUAUCUACCCAGCAAGUGGAGGAAGCAUCGACUGGACUUACGACAUCGGCAUCAAAUAUUCCUUUGCUUUUGAGCUGCGUGACACUGGCCUCUAUGGUUUCAUCUUACCUGCCAAACAAAUUAUUCCCACUGCAGAGGAGACUUGGCUUGCUCUCAAAAACAUCAUGGAAUAUGUUCGUGAUCAUCCUUACUGAGAGUAUAGUCCAAACCUAUUGAAACUAGAAAUAAAAGUUCCCAAAAAACUGUA
Molecule: messenger RNA, 2943 nt
Organism: Triplophysa dalaica
Lineage: Eukaryota; Metazoa; Chordata; Actinopteri; Cypriniformes; Nemacheilidae
Exons: 22
Coding region: 332-2890 (852 amino acids)
Biological process (GO): proteolysis
Molecular function (GO): metallocarboxypeptidase activity; zinc ion binding
Source: RefSeq, a predicted model, not a curated record